GAAAGAAAAUCUCGCAGGAAGUUGAAGCUGAUGAUGUUUUGAUAUAGAAAUAGGAAGUUAUUUUUAAAGUAGACCUUAAGGAAAUGCCUUUGUUUUGCGACCUGCCAUUAAGCUAAGAGAAGAAGAAGAAAUGCCUUUGUUAAUUCAAAAUAGGGGAGUUGACUGCAUAAGCUCGACAACAGAAUUGUUCGACAGAUACCCACAUUUAAAGGAAAAUGCAAGAACAUUUCACUCCAAGCCUCUUGUUGAGAUUGAUCCAAAGUGCCUCCUGUAUGUCCAACAAAGGGAAUUUGCUGCAACAACACCAUCAGACAAUUGUGUUUCAGUCAUUGGAUCUGAUGAUGCCACCACGUGCCAUUUGGUUGUGCUGCAACACACCGGAAGUGGAGCAGUUUGCCUCGCACAUUGUGAUGGCUCCAGCACUUGGUCUGAAGUCCCACUCCUUGUGAAAGCUGUCACAUCAUUGAGUAACAUCAGGAAAGAGGGCAGACUUGAGCUUCAUCUUGUUGGGGGAUUUAAUGAUGAGUCAAAGACAUCCCAUAAACUCAGCCUUAACAUACUGGCAGCAUUUCAGAAACAGAAAGAAGAGAUUCAUCUAGAAACAUGUUGCAUCACAGAAAUGAAUGACAUUGUUGUUGAUGGAUCUCACAGACCUGUAGUAUAUGGAAUAGGAGUAAAUGUUAAAACAGGGGAUGUGUUCCCUUCGUCAUUCACUCACAAAGGGCCUGCAGAGGAGCUGCGAUCAGCGCGGACCUUCACUGGAGGAGAGAUGGCUGACAUAUAUGACUCAAGUCGGGGACUUGUAAAAAUUGGCCCUUGCAAUUGGUCUCCAAAUCUGGAUAUUGCCUUUUGGUUGUCACAAAAUGAUGACACAAUUUUAAAGUACCUGUCCACCUCUCCCAUGGCUGAGCCACCACAUUUUGUCCAGCACAUGAAGUCUACUAUUCAGUUCCUUUUAGAACACCCCAACUCUGACAGCCUGUUUCCUGGGGGUCAGCCACAGCUCUACCAUAGGACUGAGAGAGGGGACUGGGAAAGGGUUUUCCAGCCAUAGAGGCCUGCUUCUGUUUUUCACUGAACCUUAACAUGAAACCUGACCUUUUUUGCCUCUCAUCUCAAUGUCUAUCCACCUACUGUCUGCUUUUUGUUUGUCAUGUCUUAACAAGAAUAUGAGCCCAGACUGGACCAUGUCUGCUGAAUGUCUGGCUUUCCUGAAUCAUCUGACUGGUUGACUGGUCACGUAAAGAAAACAGAGGAAGAAGUAAAUCUGUUCAUGCCUGUAACGUGUGUUUAUAUACCAUGGGUACAGAAAGUAUUCAGACCCCCUUAAAUUUUUCACUCU
Monopterus albus (swamp eel) is the source of this 1342-nucleotide messenger RNA. RefSeq names its product N-terminal asparagine amidase (gene ntan1). The record is from RefSeq and is a predicted model, not a curated record. Bases 131 to 1054 code for a protein of 307 amino acids. Gene Ontology annotation, cellular component: nucleus. Gene Ontology annotation, molecular function: protein-N-terminal asparagine amidohydrolase activity. The transcript is spliced from 10 exons. Lineage: Eukaryota; Metazoa; Chordata; Actinopteri; Synbranchiformes; Synbranchidae. Gene Ontology annotation, biological process: ubiquitin-dependent protein catabolic process.